Molecule: messenger RNA, 3035 nt
Organism: Phragmites australis (common reed)
Lineage: Eukaryota; Viridiplantae; Streptophyta; Magnoliopsida; Poales; Poaceae
Product: type IV inositol polyphosphate 5-phosphatase 7-like
Exons: 13
Coding region: 860-2539 (559 amino acids)
Biological process (GO): phosphatidylinositol dephosphorylation
Molecular function (GO): phosphatidylinositol-3,4,5-trisphosphate 5-phosphatase activity; inositol-polyphosphate 5-phosphatase activity; phosphatidylinositol-4,5-bisphosphate 5-phosphatase activity
Source: RefSeq, a predicted model, not a curated record
CUCCCACUCCCCUACUCUACUUCUACUCUCCUCCCUGCCCAGCUCGUCUUCUCGAACAGAGAGCGAGCGCAGAGCAGCGUGGCCGUCCUUGCACUGUCUGCAGCCCCCUUCUCCCUCCCCAGUCCUUCAAAUCCUCGGCCGCGCCAUCCGCUUAGCUUGCCCCGGUCCUUGCAUUGCUCUAGGCAGCUUAGCUCUGGUCGCCUCCGUGCCCACCGCCGUUUUUCUAGGCUCAAUUACUUCUGCUGCUUUCCUGGGGGCGUUUCUUCAUGGCCUGGAGCAGCGUUUACUGCUUUGGACAUUGAUCUGACGAGCUGAGCCGUGGGUUUGGUGUGCGGAACUGGAGCCUUUUUGGACUCUAGGAAGGCCACAUUUGAUCGAGGUUUUGGCCAUCUUGGUUUGUAGUCUCGGUUUCUUGCUUCAUAGCAAAAGGUUCUUUCCAUAGUUAUGGUUUGCUGCGUCCGUGCUCCUGGUUUUGUUCCUAAAUCCUGCAGCUUCCGCUUCGUUCGCUUCCGUUCUUGAUCUUUCCCCCAAGUGUUCUCCCCUAUUUUCCCUUCACCCCGUUGCUUUUGCGUUCGAUUCUUGUUCGGGUGACUGCAAUUGGAGCUGCUGCUUUGGAUUAUUUCCCAAAUAGCGGAGGAACUCUUGGGAGUUGUCUGGUUUUUUUGCCCAUAGUUUGGAAUAACAGGAGCCGGUGUGGAGAGCAUCAUUAAUUCGAUUCACAAAAAGCGGAAAAUUAGGUAGCAGAAUCCUGUUCUUUCCGUAUUCUCUUUUGGAGAUACUGUUCUGGGAGCGAUAAAAGGGGCAAAGUUUGGAGGUUUUGAGGAGGGAGGAAUCGUUCCUUGAAGCUGCAUGAGGAAGCAUGGAGACAAUGAGAGAUGAGAAUUCGAACAAGAACAAGAAGCUGUCCUGGUCCAAGACCCUUGUUAGGAAGUGGUUCAACAUCAAAACAAAGGCGAAAGACUUCCAUUCAGAUUAUGCAGUUGAAGAAGUGGGAGUGCAGUGGAGGACCAGUUUCUCUGAUAGAGAUGCAUGCAAAUCCAAGAAAAGCAGGACAGAGCGGUUGCCUAGGAAGAAUGUGGAUCGAGAUGGUCGAGUAGGAAAUGGAUUUGACGGUGCUUAUAUUACAAACACACAGGACUACAGGGUCUUCGUUGGUACAUGGAAUGUGGGCGGAAGGUCACCAUCUAGUCAUUUGAAUCUGGAUGACUGGCUUCAUACAUCUCCUGCUGCUGAUAUAUAUGUGAUUGGGUUUCAGGAAAUUGUUCCUUUGAAUGCUGGUAACGUUCUAUUGACUGAAGACAAUGGUCCAGCGAAGAAAUGGGUUUCUCUUGUUAGAAAAACUCUAAAUAAUCUGGAUCAACAAGGCUCAGUUGUCUAUAAUUACCACACCCCCUCACCGGCUCCAGAUCCUAUUGUGGAGCUCAAUGUUGACUUUGAGAGAUCAUCAAGAAGACAAAGGAACUCAUCAUUCUUCCAUCGACGUUCAUUCCAGUCCUUUAAUCGUAGUUCAAGAAUUGACAUGAUGGAUCCUCACUCGUUAGUGGACCGUCGUUUCAGUGUUUGUGACCGGAUUAGCUUCGGCAGCAGGCCAAGUGAUGUUGACACCAGUAUGAGAUGUGGUGGGUCAUCUGAUGAUGAGAAUAUUGACGAGGAAUCACCUAGUGGUAUAUUCUUCCCACCAAUGCCAUGCGGAUAUGGUGCUCCACUAUGCACCGAUUCUAGGUAUUGCUUAGUUGCCAGCAAGCAAAUGGUUGGAAUUUUCCUCAUGGUUUGGGUACGGAGUGAUAUAAGGGAGAAUGUGAAGAACUUGAAGGUUUCAUGUGUUGGUAGAGGCUUGAUGGGCUAUCUUGGAAACAAGGGAUCAAUAUCAAUCAGCAUGUCUCUGCAUCGGACAAGCUUUUGCUUUGUGUGCACUCACUUAACAUCAGGUCAAAAAGAUGGUGACCAACUUAGAAGAAAUGCAGAUGUAGUGGAAAUUCUGAGGAAAACCAGAUUUCCACAUGUUCAUGGAGCAGGUGACAAGAAGUCACCAGAGACAAUUCUUGACCAUGAUCGUAUUAUAUGGCUUGGGGAUCUGAAUUACCGGAUAGCUCUUUCAUAUCGCUCAGUGAAGGCUUUGGUUGAGAUGCACAAUUGGAAACAGUUAUUGGAAAAGGACCAGCUUCGCAUAGAGCAAAGAUACGGUCGGGUAUUUGCAGGCUGGAAAGAAGGAAGGAUUUACUUUCCUCCCACGUACAAAUACUCAUACAACUCUGAUAGAUAUGCCGGCGAUGAUAUGCACCCAAAUGAGAAGCGAAGAACACCAGCGUGGUGUGACCGAAUUCUGUGGUAUGGAAGAGGUCUGAAUCAACUAUGUUAUGUGCGUGGCGAGUCCAGGUUCUCAGAUCACAGACCUGUGUAUAGCAUUUUCACAGCAGAAGUUCAAAUUCCGAGCCAAACACAAUUCGGUGGCAUUUCUCGUUCUAGCUCUCUCAUGGGGGUGGAUGAACUACAAUACCCAACUUAUCCGCGCAGUUACAUGGAUAUAAAUUUUUAUUGAUUGUGCUUCUCAAUGGAGCCAAGAUAUUCUUUAUUACCUGAGUGGCAUAGUGCAGCUUCUGAACUUCAUUUCUCCCAAGAUUCCAUCAGUUGGAAUAUUUCUUGCUAACAGAUACUCAAGGAGAAUGCUUUCUAAUUGUAAGAUACUUACAUGUCAAUAUCAUUCGUGUGAGAUUUAAACAAACUGCGUGACUAAUACCUCUCCGCAAUCACGAACAGGAAUAUUUACACAGUUUUGAAUCUAACCUUCCGCGAGUACCGAUUUACAAAAGAAGAAAAAAGAGUUUUUAUGCCCAGCAUUAGGUAGUCACUAACAUCUGAAGAUAACUUGUGCUUUUGGAUACCCCUCUUCAUCAUGGCACAAUUCUUUUUCCUGAUACAUUUGAGCUUGGGAGGCCUAGUUUCUCUUUUUGUUUCGUUUUGCGUGGUCUCUCUCCUGAUGUAACAAGAGCCCCUUGGCUCAAAUAUUUUAAUCGAAAGGAAUCAUGGUUUGUGCA